CAUUGAUCACUUCAGUCUGAAGAUGAGGCGAAAUGGAUGCAAUGUAAUGCUGUACUCAGAACAAGCUCUUAGCUAAUUUUUUGUUCCCUAAGAGUUUGCCUCUUUUUUAUAUGCGAUUUUAGAGCUUUUCGUUGGGGUACCCUUCGUUUCCUUGCCAGGAUUUCGUCAGUAUUGUCCCGCUAAAUCCCAGAUCCCCGUCCCGGCCGAGAGCGGAGCAGGAACUCAACGACAUGCCUAUUCAGGCUCGCCGAAGAUUGAUGUGAAGUCGUAACCCAUGUAAAUGUUACAAUGGAACCGGUAUUUAUUCAAGGUAGUGACAUCUUGUGUCCAUCAAUGUGAAUGUUUCCGACCAUUGUCAACUCUGCACUAUGCCUCUCAAAGUCUUACCAGCUACCGAAGCCGAUGCUCAUCGAGCUGUGGCCAUUGAGACGGUUGCCUAUGGCCCGAGUCCAGUCGGAGCGGUGUUAUUCCCGGGAGGGGGAACUUCUGAGUCCUCAACAAGAGUCGCGGACCUCAUCGACUCUCUGCAGAAGGACGCGGCCUGCCGAUGGGCCAAAGUCAUUGAUACUGAUAUAGGGAAAGAGGAAGACCAGAUGAUUGCCUUUGCUAUGUGGUAUAUCUGGGAGGCUCCUCCAACAGAGGAACAACAUUCCUUCCCGUCUUAUCGGGGGCCGAGCUGUAAUGCGGAAGCAUGCGAACUCUUCUUUGGAGGCAAGAACAAUAUGAGGGUGAAUCAUAUGAAGGGAAAGCCAUAUGUUUAUCUGAAACUCCUACACACAGACCCGAAGCACCACAGACGUGGAGCAGCCUCUCUUUUGCUCAAAUCGGGACUUGAAGAAGCUGAUCGCCUGGGUAUUCCGGCAUGUCUAGAAUCUUCAGUGCAAGGACGAAAGCUUUAUGAGAAAUUUGGCUUCGAGGAGGUUGAUAGCCACACGUCUGACUUUUCAAGCUGGGGUGGUCCAUCAGACGUCACAGUUCCUUUGAUGAUUCGUCCUGUUGGAGGUCGAUCAAUUAACAAGGAGAGUCAGUAAACAGCACGUCGAUGAGGCAAUCGUCUGGCAAACCGAGUAUAUAGCUAGACUAAACAUUUAGUGCAAUACCAUAUGCUAGUAUGAUGA
Molecule: messenger RNA, 1118 nt
Organism: Fusarium redolens
Lineage: Eukaryota; Fungi; Ascomycota; Sordariomycetes; Hypocreales; Nectriaceae
Product: acyl-CoA N-acyltransferase
Exons: 2
Coding region: 369-1031 (220 amino acids)
Molecular function (GO): acyltransferase activity, transferring groups other than amino-acyl groups
Source: RefSeq, a predicted model, not a curated record